Juglans microcarpa x Juglans regia is the source of this 1110-nucleotide messenger RNA. Its product is annotated as ras-related protein Rab11C. Gene Ontology annotation, molecular function: GTP binding; GTPase activity. The record is from RefSeq and is a predicted model, not a curated record. Lineage: Eukaryota; Viridiplantae; Streptophyta; Magnoliopsida; Fagales; Juglandaceae. Gene Ontology annotation, cellular component: endosome. The transcript has 3 exons. The coding region runs from base 236 to 889 and encodes 217 amino acids.
AAAUCCCUCCUAUCGGUUUCUCCGUUCCCUCUGCUCUUACAAGACUCCUCUGUAAUUCCUGCAGUUACUUGCUUUUACCCACACCGAGACACAGAGAGAGAGAGAGGAACUUCAUUUUCCUAAUUCGGAAAGCUCAGUCGGAGACUUAAACCAUCACCAUCUCCAUCACCUCGAUCUCAAUCUCUUAGUGGAUCUAUCUUUCUUUCGAGAGAUCGGGGACGAGAAGAGGGGGGCUAUGGCGCAUAGGGUGGACCACGAGUACGACUACCUUUUCAAGAUCGUCUUGAUCGGCGACUCCGGGGUCGGCAAGUCUAACAUUCUUUCCAGAUUCACGCGCAACGAGUUCUGCUUGGAGUCCAAGUCCACCAUCGGCGUCGAGUUCGCCACUAGAACUCUCCAGGUGGAGGGAAAAACGGUGAAGGCACAGAUAUGGGAUACGGCAGGUCAGGAGCGAUACCGUGCUAUCACCAGUGCUUACUAUAGAGGAGCUGUCGGGGCACUGCUUGUCUAUGACAUAACUAAGAGGCAAACUUUUGACAAUGUCCAAAGGUGGCUUCGGGAAUUGAGGGACCAUGCAGAUUCUAAUAUUGUCAUCAUGAUGGUGGGAAAUAAAUCCGACUUGAGCCAUCUUAGAGCUGUUACAGAGGAUGAUGGUCAGGCCUUGGCUGAAAAGGAAGGCCUCUCAUUUCUUGAGACAUCAGCUUUGGAAGCGACAAACAUCGAGAAGGCAUUCCAGACCAUUUUGACAGAGAUCUACCAAAUCAUAAGCAAAAAAGCAUUGGCAGCUCAGGAAGCCGCUGCCAGUACCACUGUUCCUGGCCAAGGAACCACCAUCAAUGUUUCUGAUACAUCAGGGAAUGCGAACAAGAAAGCUUGCUGCUCUACUUAAGGUGGCAUUUGAGGGAGGGAAAACAUUUGCAAGCAGACAAAGCUUCUUUUUUCAUUUUUCACUUAUAAAUUUCCCCCUUUUUUUUCUCUUUUUUUCUUUUUUCUAUUUUUGGAUGAGAGAGAGACAUGUAGAGUAAAUUUUCACUUCAUGUAGUAAUGAUAAGAGAGAUUGUGAACGUUGUAAACAACAGAAUGGAUAGUACUUUUGGAGUGUCUGCUUUC